CGCCAAUUUACAUCGAAGAUUACGGUCUAGGGUUUUGAUUUCAGAGCUCUGAAGUAAUUCAAUGGAGGGUGCAUUACCUAGCGCCUCAGCGAUCGCAGACCAGAGGCAGAAAAUCGAGUAGUACAAGCACAUUCUCUCCACAGUUUUCUCAUCAAACGACUUUGUUCAAGCCAAGAAAUUCGUUGAUCACGUGUUAUCAGAUGUUGUUCCUCUGGUGGUAUCGAGGCAGCUUUUACAGACUUUUGCGCAGGAGGUAGGGAGAUUGCAGCCAGAGGCACAGAAGGAGAUUGGCCAUAUAUUCUUGCUCAGAUUCAGCCUCGCGUUGUUUCCUUCGAAGAACAGGUGUUAGUUAUCAGAGAGAAACUUGCUGAGUUAUAUGAGUCUGAGCAGCAGUGGUCAAAAGCAGCUCAGAUGCUAAGUGGAAUUGAUCUAGACUAUGGAAUGAGGGUCAUUGAUGAUACAUAUAGAUUAUCAAAAUGUGUUCAAAUUGCUCGUCUAUAUCUUGAGGAUGAUGAUGCUGUUAAUGCAGAAGCUUUUAUUAAUAAGGCUUCAUUCUUGGUUAGCAACAGUCAGCAUGAAGUAUUGAUUUUGCAAUACAAGGUCUGUUAAGAGAAAAUUCUUGGAAGCAGCACUCCGAUACUAUGACAUAUCUCAAAUUGAGAAGCGCCAAAUAGGAGAUGAAACAAUAGAUGAGGAUGUAUUGGAGCAAGCUCUAUCUGCUGCUGUGACGUGUACAAUAUUAGCUGGAGCAGGUCCUCAAUGCUCUCGUGUUCUUGCCACUCUUUACAGAGUAAAUACACUCUCUUGAUGGAAGAUAAUAUGAGAACUUUUAUUUUCUUUAUUCAAUUCAAAUAUGGAAGUAAUACUGAUGCAAGUUCUGCUGAUUUGAUGGGGACACAAUUCAGGAUGAACGUUGUUCAAAAUUGAAAAUUUAUCCAAUAUUGCAAAAGGGGUCUCUCUCUCUCUCUCUAACUUGCUACAGUGUGUGCAUUGGAGUGCAUUUGACUGGCAUUAAUUUCAACUUUGUUUUUUAUCUAUACAUCUUUUCUAGAACCUUAUACAUCCUUUGCUGAUGAGGACUUGUAAUAUGGAAAUUGACAGGUGUAUUUGGAGAGAAUAUUAAGAAAGCCAGAAAUUGAUGCAUUUGCUGAGGAAUUGAAACCACAUCAGAAAGCACUCCUUCCUGACAAUUUUACUGUGCUGGACCGAGCCAUGAUUGAGCAUGCUCUUUUGAGUGCAAGCAAGCUUUACACAAACAUAAGGUCAGAAAUGGUGUGCUUUAAAUUUUCAUUAUAUUCUGUUUUGGGCGUCAAGUUUCACUAAUAUCAAUGAUGUUCACUAACUGUUUUCUGUAGUUUGAUGAAUUGGGCACUCUACUGGGCAUUCCACCUCAUAAGGAAUUCUUCUUAUGUUUAACACUUUGGCAUUCUUUUUUCAUGCCCCUCCUUUCUCUUAUCUUUUUUUUUUUUAACAGGCUAAGAAGAUAGCGUCAAAAAUGAUUUAUGAAGAUAGAAUGAGAGGAUCAAUUGAUCAGGUGGAAGCUGUAAUACAUUUUGAAGAUGACACUGAAGAACUACAACGGUGGGAUCAACAGAUUGUUGGUGUGUGUCAAGCUCUCAAUGAUAUACUAGACGGCAUGGCAAAGAUGGGCUUGGCAGUUCCUGUUUGAUCUGCUAGACUUAAUAGACGUCUCCUACCCAUCUUUUACAAUCAAUGCACAAGAAAACUCUCGAGAUUAAUUCUUGCCUAUAAUGAUGGGGGCAUGCUUGGGAAAUUGGAUAAUCAAUGGAAACUCGGCCAGUUUCUUUCUGUAAUUUGCAUUGUCAAUUGCUGAUAUAUGAUCUUAUAUGCGGAGAAUUGUGAAUGACACAGAUGUUUUUGUUACACAUUACAAUCGGUAAAUUUCACGAGCUAUAGAAAUAUAAAAAACUAGGCAUAGG
Rubroshorea leprosula is the source of this 1940-nucleotide messenger RNA. Lineage: Eukaryota; Viridiplantae; Streptophyta; Magnoliopsida; Malvales; Dipterocarpaceae. The record is from the annotation of a GenBank genome assembly.